Cucurbitaria berberidis CBS 394.84 is the source of this 1514-nucleotide messenger RNA. RefSeq names its product DnaJ-domain-containing protein. Lineage: Eukaryota; Fungi; Ascomycota; Dothideomycetes; Pleosporales; Cucurbitariaceae. The coding region runs from base 44 to 1147 and encodes 367 amino acids. Gene Ontology annotation, molecular function: heat shock protein binding. The transcript is spliced from 2 exons. Gene Ontology annotation, cellular component: cytoplasm; nucleus. The record is from RefSeq and is a predicted model, not a curated record.
CUUUAGUACACGCACACUUGCAUCACGAAAGAGAGGCAAAAUCAUGGUGCGCAGUUCUCGUAAAGCGGAGCAAAAAGCGGAGAAGUCGCGCAACGAUGCGUUUAUCAAUGACGAAAACGACGAGGAGAAUAUCGAGGCAGAGGAUGGCCCACCUUCUAUCGAUCCGUACGAGGUGCUCGGACUCGAGACAGAAGCCACAGCCGACGAUGUCAAGAAAGCGUACCGCAAACUCGCACUGAAGCAUCAUCCAGACAAGGUUGCCGAAGACGAGAAGGAAGCAGCGAACAAAACAUUCCAAGAACUCGCAUUCGCAUACGCCGUCCUCUCAGAUGAUCGCCGACGCAAGCGCUACGACCUCACGGGAAGCACUGCCGAGACUCUCGAAGGCGAUGACGAUUUCGACUGGCUGAAAUUCUACCGCGAACAGUUCGAGAAUGUCGUCAACAAAGAAGCGAUCAACAAAGUGUCAAAUGAGUACAAGGACAGUGAUGAGGAGCGACGAGACAUCAUCAAGGCAUACAACAAGUCAAAGGGCAACCUCCGUGCAAUCUACGAGCUAGUCAUGCUCUCUGACAUCCUGUUGGACGACGACCGGUUCCGACAAAUCAUAGAUGAAGAGAUCGCAAAGGGAACGAUUGAGGUAUAUCCCACGUACGCAAGAGAGACGGAUGAGACUCGUCAAAGCGCAAAGGAUGCCGAACAGAAACGGCGCGAGGACUACGACAGGCGCCAAGGCAAAAAGGGAGAAGUAGAACAGACGACCGGCAAGCCCAAAGCAAAGAGCAAGAAGAAAGGUGCAGGCGACAUGGCAGAUCUUGCAGCUCUAAUACAGCAACGACAGAAGUCAAGAGCAGGCAACUUCUUUGAUAAUCUGGAAGCGAAGUAUACGUCCACGUCACGAGGCUCGAAGCGAUCAACACCCAUGGAGGAACCGCCCGAAGAGGCGUUCCAGGCUACAGCAGCAAGGAAGAAGCAGAAACAAAGUGGUCGCUCUAAGAAGAAGGCUAAGGAUGAAGACGAAGAUGAGGAGAUGAAUCUUGGUGAAGAAGAUGUAGGUGACUCCGCUGAAGAGCAGGAAGAAGCCCCGCGUAAAAGGAAGGCAAAAACUAAGACGAGGGGACGUGGACGGGUUAGCACUGCGGCUUAAGGUUAUUAUCUAACCUCGUCGUAUGCUACUUGCAUAUACAAUGAUUGAUGGAUGGCGUUCAAGGGUAGGAACAGUCAGCAACUUGCAUAGCACGGUGUUCGGUCUUUGGCACAGGCCUCAUUGAUAGCAACCGGACAGGUCGAUGCGCGACCAAUGAUCCCGGAUGCAAAAGGUUAUGUAUCAAUUCCCUCAAUAUUUAUCGGGCCCAGUAUGCUCGUUCUAGGCUCUAACGAGGUUCUCUUUCUUUCUAAGAGCUACACAUCUGUUUACUUUGAGGUUUCUCUGCCUUGGUCGUUUGCCAUGUCAGUGAUUCAUUUCGUACUUUCAUCAUAGCAGUGAUUCAUAUAGCAUUGUCCACUAACGUACC